UUUAAUUUCCUUCCCAUUAAAAAUUGUCUUUGCUUUACGACUACAGAUUCCUUUCAAAACUUUUUUUAUUUCUGUGAAUCAUUUUGAAGAGUACUGUCCCAUCGCGAGGUAGCGGUACCUAUUCGACGCGCACAAUGUUUGUUUACACCGAGCACGAACAGUACACAUGGAACACAGUGGAGGUCUUCGUUGACGGCCUGCUGCAGCUGGGCAAAGUCAUCAACGUGGCGGAGAACGGCCUGAUCAUCGAUUUCGGUUGCACUGGCCUGCACUCGGAAUUUGUUGAAUACGGUCGCGUCUUUCAUUCGGGUGUGCUGUGGACGUGGUGGGCAGCCAUGGAUCGUUUGGUCCGUGGCUUGAAGGGGAUCGAUUUGGAUGUAAACAAGGACCCCACUGUGCAGGUCCUCCUGCGAGCUGGCCCUGAUUGCCCUUGGAUAUGGUACCCCGGGAGGGCAUGGUCCCUUGGAAAGGAACCCCCUUUUGCCAAUGCCUUCAUCGUGGAGGCGCAGCUGCCGUACGGCGCUGUCAAAGUUCUGUUGCCCACGGAACAGGUGCGCCGGCCGCCCACCGACGCCGAACUCUCUCGGCAUCGGGCCCAUUUUGUUAUCCGCAGCUGUCCUUUGCCGCCCUGCGCAACCGGGCUUCCAGUGCCCUUCGAGAUUUUGACGGCAACGCUGUUUCAGGAGCGAGAAGUACUUUGCAUCAAAGUGCUCAAUGAGACCCUGCAGUACCUGCAGCUUGGCUUCCACACUGCGUUGCAACCGGAUAAAUUGAGCGAGGUGUACGCGAGAUUGAAACUGCAGCGCAAUUUAAACGGCGGCAUCUCAGCACACCUGUUCGUUCGAACGGCAGCCAUGAGACUGGAUCCGAAAUGCACGGAGAGUGUCAGUUGUGAACUCCCAUUCUUACCCAUUCUGUUGGUGGAAGUCCUCCAGUCGUUGGAUAGCAUCAACCGCACACGCUGCCUGCGUGUCUGCGCUCUGUGGAAUGGGAUUCUAACCACAGACGCCUCCUUCCGCGAUGUGUGGGUCUCCGGCCGCCGCGAGGAAAGCCUGUCGCCUGGCAUGUCGCCCUUGUUCUGGGCGGUCACGUGUCUUCUCCAUUGCGUCAACCGUCAAACCAAGAUCGUCGUUCUGAUGCACAUGGAGCUGAGCGAUUGCGACGCUGCGGCCACCAUGGUUCGAUAUAUAAUCGGCAGCGGUAACCGCGUCGGAACGCUGCUGUUUGGUCGCUGCUCGCUGGAGCACCACGAUAACUGGCGCAUAACGGAGACCCUGAAGUGCUUGGCGCGAAUAUGCGGUAUAGCGGAGCGUGUGUGCUGGACACGGUGCCGUGUUAAGGAAUCGCGCUUGACUGCCGUCGUACCGCGGUACUCCAUCAUCUGUCAGACAGACCAGCAGCUGGAAAUGCAGCUGUGGGAUCUCUUCGAGAAGAAUCUUGUGGAGCAACCGGUCCGUUUAGCGCUCCUGUCGCAGUGGAUGGCCCAGGCGGUUGCUGAGGAGCGCUACUACGCACUGGGACCGAGUCUCUGCCACUAUCAGAGCGUCGAUCCGCGUUCCUCAACGCACUAUCGUGGCUGCCAGUGGACAGCGUCUGACCUGCGCAAUAUGGAUACGAACAAACUGACCAAAAUCACCGCAGCGGUUUUGUGCAGGAGGCUGGAAGUUGAGCCGUGGCUGUCCCCUCCUGCCGAUAAUUGACCGUCAGC
Messenger RNA from Paramacrobiotus metropolitanus, 1708 nucleotides. RefSeq lists its product as uncharacterized. Bases 135 to 1700 code for a protein of 521 amino acids. The record is from RefSeq and is a predicted model, not a curated record. Lineage: Eukaryota; Metazoa; Tardigrada; Eutardigrada; Parachela; Macrobiotidae. The transcript has 3 exons.